Oncorhynchus masou masou (cherry salmon) is the source of this 4500-nucleotide messenger RNA. It is a transcript of the gene cpdp, whose product is annotated as CPD photolyase. The transcript is spliced from 10 exons. NCBI's taxonomy places the organism in Eukaryota, Metazoa, Chordata, Actinopteri, Salmoniformes, Salmonidae. Gene Ontology annotation, molecular function: deoxyribodipyrimidine photo-lyase activity. Gene Ontology annotation, biological process: photoreactive repair. The coding region runs from base 177 to 1832 and encodes 551 amino acids. The record is from RefSeq and is a predicted model, not a curated record.
UUUUGGGAUGUGUUGUUGUCAUAAUAUCCCCACCCAAAAGAUUUGCUCUUACAAAACAAAAAGAACACGACACGCGUGUAGAUGUGUACCUAUCUGCUGUUGUUUGAAUACAUACAUAUCACGAAGCCGCAGUUCAACUCUGAAAAGGACUGCGAUACACGUUUACAAUAAUCUGUAUGCAUCGCAGUGUGUUGCUCAUUCCAGCAUCCAAGCACAUUUGGAAGUUUGUGACACUCGAGAGCCAAAGACACUGCUCCUUUACCAAAUUAGUAGGCCCAAUCAGCAUUAAUAAUCGAACCACCAUGCCAGCAGAAAAACGCAAGGCAACAUUUGUCAAAAUGGACAACACCAAACGGCAGAAGCUGCAGGCCGUAAAAGAGGGGAAGAGGGAGAGAGUAGAGGGCUGGCUGCAGGAUGUGGUGGCAGAGCAACGGAGGGAGAAUAAGGACUUGAAAUUCAACAUGCAGCGCCUCCUUUUUCUGUCCCAAACCCAGAAGAUAAAGCAAGGUUCAGAGGGAGUAGUCUACUGGAUGAACCGGGAUCACAGGGUCCAAGAUAACUGGGCGUUGAUCUAUGCCCAGCAGCUUGCCCUCGAAGAGAAGCUGCCCCUGCAUAUCUGUUUCUGUUUGGCGGUACCACAAAACCCAAAGUUGGCCACCAUCCGACAUUUUGGCUUCAUGCUGAAGGGACUGGAGGAAGUUGCAAAGGACUGCAGUGCCCUGGAUAUUCAGUUCCAUCUGCUCCAGGGCUCCGCUGGAGAAUUGCUGCCAGGGUUUGUGGCGGACUGGAGUUUUGGGGCAGUAGUGACCGACUUCUCCCCUCUUAGGACACCGCUGCAGUGGUUGGAGGAGGUCAAAAAGGGGCUUCCGUCGGAUAUCCCCUUCAUACAAGUCGAUGCCCAUAACGUGGUGCCCUGCUGGGUGGCAUCAGACAAGCUGGAGUAUUCUGCCAGGACGAUCCGUAACAAGAUCACCAAGCUUCUGAAGGAGUUCCUCACAGAGAUGCCUUUAGUGGAUAAACACCCACACACUGCUCUCCGAACCGCCAAACCAGUAGACUGGGCAGAAGCAUUGUCCUCUCUGGAGGUGGACAAGACCGUGGAGGAGGUGGAUUGGGCCAAGUCUGGCACUGCAGCAGGCAUAGCCAUGUUGGAAUCUUUCAUCGACCUGCGCCUCAAGAACUUUGCCACGCAGAGGAACAACCCCAAUUCUUCUGCCGUUAGUCAGCUCUCGCCGUGGAUCCGCUUUGGUCACUUGUCUGCCCAGCGCGUGGUGCUGCAGGUAAAGUGCUGUGGGAAGAGUGCCGGCGAGUCAGUUUCCUCCUUCACAGAAGAACUGGUGGUGCGCAGAGAGUUGACCGAUAACUUCUGUUUCUACAACCCCAGCUAUGACAGCGUGAAGGGUGCAAAUGACUGGGCCCAGAAAACAUUGAAAGAUCACGCCAAAGACCCCAGGCCAUACAUCUAUACCCGCGAGCAGCUGGAGAAAGCCCAGACCCACGACAAGCUCUGGAACGCAGCCCAGUACCAGAUGGUGAUUGAGGGUAAGAUGCAUGGCUUCCUAAGGAUGUACUGGGCCAAGAAGAUCCUGGAGUGGACCUCCUCACCAGAGGGAGCGCUCUCCAUCGCCAUCUACUUCAACGACCGAUACGAGUUGGAUGGGCAGGACCCCAACGGAUUCGUAGGUUGUAUGUGGUCCAUAUGUGGGGUCCAUGACCAGGGCUGGGCCGAGAGACCCAUCUUCGGAAAGAUACGGUACAUGAACUACAAAGGCUGCACCCGCAAGUUUGACGUGGCACAGUUUGAGAGGAAGUACUGCCCCAAAGACCUGUAAUGAGGAUAGGCGCCGAGGCAAGUUGGGGGUAGAGUGUAUAGAGUCUGGGAGCCUUUAUAUCCCAUACCUGGGUCAUAUUCGUAAGGGCAAAAACGUAUCAAAAUGUUGUUCAAUGCGAAAAGGAAAAUAAUCCUUUAUUAUUACACAUUCAAGGUGGUUCCUCCGUUUCUUUCUGUUUUGGUGCCGAGUGAAUACUACCUUGUUCUCGAACCUACUCCAGACUUUAAGAUUGGGUCAAGUUCGGCACAGCACGUGUAUCUUUAUCUGUGUUCUUAUUGUUCAGGGCCCGUAUCCAGAAAGCAUCUCAGAAAAGGUCCUAGGAAUCCUGUUCACUUGUUUUAAGACAACAGCAAAACAAAUACUCUUAAUUCUUGCCUAAUAUGUUGGCAUGCAUAACUUUUUUUUUUUUUUUUUUUUACAAAGAUAUUUUUUUAUAUAUUUUAAAAAUAUUUGAAAGGCAUUGCACUGAAUCAUACAGUAUGAUGGUUGUUAAAAGGGGAAUUUUCAUUAUAUUACUGUUAUAUCAACACACUUAUCUCUCUCCUUCAACAACUCUGAAUCUCUUUUAGCACGGUAGGCAUCAAGUCACUUGCCGAUAAUGUUGCCUAAAACAUUUUGAAAGGUCUAUCAUUAACCACCAAAAGCACAGCCCCUAAAUGCUGUCAAUUGCCAAACUUAUAGGCAUGCCCAAUUUAGGAAUAUUGCACUCCAAAGGGACAACUUGAUAUACAUGUAGGUUAAUGAAAUAGUCAAAAAGAAAAAUGUGAUCAUUUAUUAGCCUAGUGGUUCUAAGUAUUUAGGCAUAUCAUAAUGUGAAUUAGGCCUUGUGUAAAAUCAUUGUCAAAAGCGCAAGAAAUACCUACUGUUGCAUGAAGGUCUAGAUCAUUUAUGGGUUGAUCGUAUAGAAAUAUCAAACUAUUCUUUCAACUCCAGAUCAUUGCUUGUCUACGGCUCAGGAACCACGGCCCUUUAUUGUUUAAGACACCUGCUGGGAACUCUUCACUGGUUCGGUCAGCGCAUGAGGUCUCCUAAAUAUCUGCCGACGAGGUGGGACUCUUGUGACUAAAGAGGCUUCACGCAUAGCUUUUAUUUUUACCCAUGAGAGGCGAAAAAAAAAAUGUCUCUUCUCAGCACCUGCGACCAAUGUUCUACUCUGAGACGCUUUGUUGAUACGGGCCCAGGUAGUACCUCUCCGUUUCACUCUGUUUCAAAACGUUUUCCCCCUACUGAGCACAGCUGGGGGUUUUCAGCCACAGCAUACUGCUAUUUCAGGUUUGUAUAUAACUACAUGGACUGCAGAAGCAAUGUAUACACACAGCUGUAAGUCUCUUUGGUUAAAAUAAUCUGUUAAAUGGAACAUACUGUAGCUAUAUCAAUGUGUGUUUGGUUGGGAAGCAGAUCAAACAUGUCAAAUAGGAUGUCAAACACUUCUGAGAUCAAAGGUAAUAAUACUCCAUUUAAUUUGUAUCUGGUAUCUAAGCGACUAUGCAAAUGAUGCUAGUGUAUGUACAUGUAUUACGGUUUUGCGUGAUUGAUUUUUCUUUGGCUUGUCAAGAACAUCACUGAUGUUUUAUUUUAUGUGUAUUUCCUAGUGUUAUUUUGGUAACACUUUCCUUGACACCCAGCGUGGUAACACUUUCCAUGACACCUCCUUGACACCCAGCGUGGUAACACUUUCCAUGACACCUCCUUGACACCCAGCGUGGUAACACUUUCCAUGACACCUCCUUGACACCCAGCGUGGUAACACUUUCCAUGACACCUCCUUGACACCCAGCGUGGUAACACUUUCCAUGACACCUCCUUGACACCCAGCGUGGUAACACUUUCCAUGACACCUCCUUGACACCCAGCGUGGUAGCACUUUCCAUGACACCUCCUUGACACCCAGCGUGGUAGCACUUUCCAUGACACCUCCUUGACACCCAGCGUGGUAGCACUUUCCAUGACACCUCCUUGACACCCAGCGUGGUAGCACUUUCCAUGACACCUCCUUGACACCCAGCGUGGUAGCACUUUCCAUGACACCUCCUUGACACCCAGCGUGGUAACACUUUCCAUGACACCUCCUUGACACCCAGCGUGGUAACACUUUCCAUGACACCUCCUUGACACCCAGCGUGGUAACACUUUCCAUGACACCUCCUUGACACCCAGCGUGGUAACACUUUCCAUGACACCUCCUUGACACCCAGCGUGGUAACACUUUCCAUGACACCUCCUUGACACCCAGCGUGGUAACACUUUCCAUGACACCUCCUUGACACCCAGCGUGGUAACACUUUCCAUGACACCUCCUUGACACCCAGCGUGGUAACACUUUCCAUGACACCUCCUUGACACCCAGCGUGGUAACACUUUCCAUGACACCUCCUUGACACCCAGCGUGGUAACACUUUCCAUGACACCUCCUUGACACCCAGCGUGGUAACACUUUCCAUGACACCUCCUUGACACCCAGCGUGGUAACACUUUCCAUGACACCUCCUUGACACCCAGCGUGGUAACACAAUAUAUGUCACAACACGUGUAAAUAUAUUGGUCAUGACAAUGUUAUGGCGCUUGGUGUCAAGUAAAGUGUUACCAUUAUUGUUUUGUGUCACAGUUGUCUUACGAAGAGAUUAGCAUUGUGCGUUGUAUUUUUGAAUAAAGUUGUCAUUUGCUUUUA